Messenger RNA from Cavenderia fasciculata, 1341 nucleotides. RefSeq names its product 60S ribosomal protein L8 (gene rpl8). The coding region runs from base 1 to 1341 and encodes 446 amino acids. Gene Ontology annotation, cellular component: cytosolic large ribosomal subunit; ribosome. Gene Ontology annotation, biological process: cytoplasmic translation. The transcript has 7 exons. Lineage: Eukaryota; Evosea; Eumycetozoa; Acytosteliales; Cavenderiaceae. Gene Ontology annotation, molecular function: RNA binding; structural constituent of ribosome. The record is from RefSeq and is a predicted model, not a curated record.
AUGUCUCAAAGAAAGGGUAAACAAGGUUCAGUUUUUGGUGCCCAUACCAGUCAUCGUAAGGGUGUCCCCAAAUUCAGAUCUUUGGAUUAUGCUGAACGUAACGGUUUCAUCCGUGGUGUCGUAACUGAAAUCAUCCACGACCCAGGAAGAGGUGCUCCAUUGGCCCGUGUCAACUUUAGAAGCACUCGUGAAUUCAAGUUGGACAAGCAAUUGUUCAUUGCCGCCGAAGGUAUGUACACUGGUCAAUACCUCUUUGCCGGUAAGAAGGCCUCCCUCACCAUUGGAAACAUUCUCCCAGUCGGCAAGAUGCCAGAAGGUACCAUUGUCUGCAACUUGGAAGAAAAGAUGGGUGAUUGUGGUGCUGUCGCCCGUUGCUCUGGAAACUAUGCUUCCAUCGUCUCUCACAACGUUGAUGAAAACGUCACCCGUAUCAAGCUCCCAUCUGGUGCCAAGAAGAACAUUCCAUCGACCUGUCGUGCUAUGGUCGGUAUCGUCGCCGGUGGUGGUCGUAUUGACAAGCCAAUGCUCAAGGCCGGAAGAGCCUACCACAAGUACAGAGUCAAGAAGAACAACUGGCCAAAGGUCAGAGGUGUCGCUAUGAACCCCGUCGAACAUCCCCAUGGUGGUGGUAAUCAUCAACAUAUCGGUCACGCCUCAACUGUUAAGAGACAUGACCCAGCUGGUAAGAAAGUUGGUCUCAUUGCUGCUCGUAGAACAGGUAAGCUCAGAGGAAAGGUUGAUGUCGAUUGCGCAGCUGGUAAGAAAGUUGGUCUCAUUGCUGCUCGUAGAACAGGUAAGCUCAGAGGAAAGGUUGAUGUCGAAGAUACAAUCAUUGCAAUCGACACCAAGCAUAACGAUAUAAUCAUUCAACAACUAAAAGAUUCUAUAUUGGAUAUCUUCAUUAACAGUCAACAAAGUAUCGUAAAAGAUACAAGAGUAGAACUAAAUGGUGAAUACGGGUGCAACCUCAUCGUACAAAAUGUUUGCUCUGACUGGCCACUGGAUAGAGAUGCAGACUAUUGCAAGACAGAGUGCGCUAUAGCCAAUUAUGUUGAUCCAAACGACCGAUUGGUAUUCCACAGUAACACUUGCAAUAAUCGUAUUGGAGGUGUCCCUUGCGGUAAGGCAAUUCUCGCAUAUGCAAAAUGCAAGUCAAAGAAAGAGCAAAAAAAUGCCACCUACACCACCAGAACAUCUCCUCGUAAAGCAAAGAAGAAUAUCACAAAGAACAAGAAAGCUGAGCCAAAACCAACAACAGUAAAAGAUUCAAUGGAUUUAUCUAGAAUUAAAAGGUCAACAAAUGAAGAAAUGUGCACCCUCAACAACGUAGAUCCAUACUGA